Messenger RNA from Teleopsis dalmanni, 1947 nucleotides. RefSeq lists its product as uncharacterized. The record is from RefSeq and is a predicted model, not a curated record. The transcript has 2 exons. Bases 1 to 1947 code for a protein of 648 amino acids. Lineage: Eukaryota; Metazoa; Arthropoda; Insecta; Diptera; Diopsidae.
AUGAUAAAGGAACAGGCUAAAGUAUUUUUGGAUUGCAAAGAUGAAUUUAAUCAUACUAAAAAUCAAGUUAAGAUUGAAAAAGAAGUCAUAACACCAAUUACACAAUUACACGAUUUCGACGGAAGAGAGGAAGAUUGGCAAACUUUCGUAGAAUUAUUUAAAGAUUACGUACAUAAUAAUCGAAAUUUAUCAUCCUCAAUGAAACUUGACUAUUUAAGAUCUCAUAUUAAAGGGGAUGCGCGUAUGACUAUUAGUCAUCUAUUAUCUGGAACAUCAGCAAACUAUGAAGCUGCGUGGGAUACAAAUUUUGACAAAUUACUUGACAUGAAAACAAUUAACUCAUCAUCAGUUUUGAGCUUAAGAGACGCUCAUGAUCAAAUUAAACAAUGCAUUCAACUAAUUGAAUCUAAACAGGCAGAACCUAACUGUGACAGAUUAUACGCGCACAUAAUAAUAAGAAAAUUGGAUAAAGAAGGUAUUCAAUUAUAUGAACAAUAUAUUAAAAAACCAAGAGAAAUAAACACACUAAAAGAUGUAUUUGAAUUUCUGGAACAACAAUUCCAAACUCUGGAAGCCCAAAAUAGCCUUAAAACAUCAAGAAUAAACUAUAUUAAUCCACCAACUGACAUAAGAAUUCAGAACAAUACUAUCCAAUGUCAAUGUUGUAAUCAAUUAGGUCAUCGGAUGUAUAAUUGCAAACGAUUUAUGGACAUGUCGAUUGGACAACGAACAUCAUUAAUUCGCAAUAAACAACUAUGCGAGAUAUGUUUGAGUCAUAAUAAUCGCAUUAAAUGCAACUCUACACACAAAUGCAAAAAGUGUAAUAAAGCUCACAAUUCUCUUUUACACAUGGAAUACAAUUUAAAUCAACGUCAGCAAAACAGCAGAAACAACCCAAAAAUUAAUAAAGAAGGAAAAACUUAUUCAACAAUAAUAAAAGAUAAGAAACAAUUAACCUUACUUCCAACUGUAUUAAUCAGCACAAAAUCAUCAGAUGGAAAUAUUCAUCAAUUGAGAGCCUUGGUAGAUCAAGGUUCGCAAGUAUCAAUAGUGUCUGAGAAGGUAGUUCAAUUAUUGAUAUUAAAAAAAAUGAAACACAUGACCAAAUUGUCAGGGGUAUCUAACACAACGGUUGGUACAUCAAACGCUAGAGUCUUUAUGGAAAUAUCAUCAAGGUUUAGCAUCAAAAAGAAGAUAAAAGGGGAAUUUUUAGUAAUGUCACAUCUAGUAAGAUCAUUGCCAGAAGAAACAAUAGAAAUAGAAACCAAAAUUUGGGACAAUUAUAAACUAGCGGAUCCUGAAUUUAAUAAGAAUGGUUGUAUUGAUAUGAUAAUAGGAAGUGACCUUUAUCCAAAAAUAAUUAAAGAAGGCAUCAAAAAAUACAAUAACCUAAUAGGCCAAGAAACCAUAUUUGGGUGGAUGAUUUCUGGUCAAAUAUUAGCAGAUGCAGCUAGUAAUGAUGUUAUAUCAACUUUAAACUUAGAAAGAUUUUGGGAAAUAGAAGAAAUAGAAAAUGAAAAGGAAAUACCUAAUUCCGACGACGAAUUGUGCCUAGAUCUAUAUAAAACAACUACAAUAAAAGACACUGAUGGAAGAUAUAUUGUUCAAAUCCCCUUUAAAGAAGACUUGUCAUUAGGUAACUCAAGGAAGCAAGCAGUAGCCAGAUUAUUGAGCUUGGAGAAAAAUAUUAAUAAAAAAUUAAAAAAGGAGUACGUUGAAUUUAUGAGAGAAUAUGAACAAUUGGGUCAUAUGGUAAAAACUAAAGACCAAAAUAAAGGAUUAUAUUACAUGCCACAUGAAGCAGUAAUCAGAGAGGAAAGUUUAACGACGAAAUUACGAGUAGUAUUUGAUGCGUCCGCCAAAACAUCUAAUGGAAAAAGUCUUAAUAACAUAAUGAUGGCAGGUCCACGAUUGCAAAAAGAUAUUUUUGAUAUUAUAUUAAAAUGA